UCGCGAGGCCGAGUCGGGCUCCUCUCUCGCGAGGCCGAGUCGGGCUCCUCUCUCGCGAGGCCGAGUCGGGCUCCUCUCACGAGGCCGAGUCGGGCUCCUCUCACGAGGCCGAGUCGGGCUCCUCUCUCACGAGGCCGAGUCGGGCUCCUCUCACGAGGCCGAGUCGGGCUCCUCUCACGAGGCCGAGUCGGGCUGCUCUCACGAGGCCGAGUCGGGCUCCUCUCACGAGGCCGAGUCGUUCCCUGGUCCGACGCGCAGCACCUUUCUUUAAGCUGGCACACGUAGCGUGGACGGCUUUUAUCCACGUUGUAUUCAAUUGCUCUGACUCUGCAUCUUAAUGAGGAGUCAAAUCAAAGAAGAAACCAUAUUCUAGCUCAGUUACAAUUUGUUAAAGUGUCUAAAAACCAAAAUCCCCUUAUUUGUUUAGCUUGUGAUUUAUUUAUUUUGAUUUCAGAGGAAACGUUAAAGGUUUUAUUCUGCUCAGUAUUGCUGCUGCAUAAGCAGUGGACUGUAAUAACUGAUACUUGUGACACUUCAGAGCAGGGGGGUCAAACUCAUUUUCACCAUGGGCCACAGCAGCAUCAUGGCCACCCUCUUAAAGGGCCAGAAACACUUUAUAAACUCCAACAUAUUAUUAAAUAACUCUCUUUGCAUUUGAUUAUUGUUUAUUUGAGUGUAGAAAUAUUGUACAUAAGAAAACAUUACAACAGGAAUCCAUUUAAUUUGAAACCUUCAAAAUAAAAGCAUGGGAAAUGUGUCCUCAAUUUCUUUAAGAGAAGGGGAUCAUGUGUCUUUCAAGCCAUCAGGGGCCACAGAAAAUGAUGCGGCGGGCCGGAUUUGGCCCGCGGGCCUUAUGUUUGACACCUGUGCUUUAGAGGGUCAAGUGUUGCACUCGGCUGUUUUCUGUCACCUAAAUGCAAUUUCAUCAACGUAUACUUUUGAGUGGAUUAUCAAUCUACACAUCUGUAUUCAUCACUUGUAUUAUUCUCAACUCUGACUCACGCCUGGAUAAAUGUGGUAAGGAAUCAUAAUCAUAUGAAAAUAGUGAGAAUGAAUGUCUUAAAGCUAUUUGUUUCAUUUAAUGUUAUUUUGAUUGGCAAACAUCUUUUGUAAUACUAACCACCUCUUACCAAUAUAACAGACUGUCUCCUAUCAGUAUGCUGUUAUUACUUAUGGACCCACAUGGGUUCCUGUAUUUAAAGCCUUAAUAAAUCUUAUAGAAACGGAGUCCUGUUGUCUGUGGCCCCCUGCACUCUGAAGUCUAAUAAAUAAGUAACUGUCUAUAAUGUGUAUACUACCUUUAUAAUGUAUAUUUGGACAACCAUCUUUUGGCAGUUAUAUUGUAAAAUGUGCUACAAAGGAUCUUCCUAUAGACGCCCUGUGUUUAGAAUGAAUGUUUUUUAUUUGAUUUUCAUACUUAUAUUUUGGGGGUUUCUACUUAUUUAUAUGUUUUAAUGUAAAAAAACAAACAAAACAACAUUAUUUCAUUCAUCGUGUGUGAAUUUACCUGUAACUUCUGUCUGAAACGCUCGUCAAGCCCUCCUCCCACCUGGUGGUCUUAUGGCACACGUUGAGGGUUGGAAGGCACUACAUCCACCUAAAUGUGUCCAAGCACUUAAAAUCUAUUUCUCAGAGCAGAUUUAUUUAGAAACUGCUUUGGCUAAACUUGCGUAUCGUCCCAAACCCUUGUAACCUCUACACGAUAUGAAGAAGCUGAAGGUCAAUCCUUGACCUUCCAUCAAAUGAGCCACAUCCUUCAGGGGGUUUAGUUUCCACCGAUCGGUGGACGAUACGCUCAGACAAAGCUCCUGGUAUGAGGGACGAAUUCCUUCCGCUUCUACAAGGUUUUGCUCUUGCAAUGAUUUCGAUAAAAUCAAGUGAAGAAAAUAGAAAUUAAAUAGGUUUGUUUGUCUGAAUAAAUUGAAAAUACUAAAACACUUUACCGUUUGCAGUAGUCAAGUCAUGCCAACCCUAAACAUUACAACUACAUGUCGAUUAGAAAAUGAUUGUAAGAACAUUUUUGUGAAUAAUUGAGGCUUUUUGUCCUUUUUAGUUAUAUAGUACAUUUUGUUCUUGGGAUUGAGAAUACGGUUGACCUGUUUGCUGAGGCAGCAGCUCCAGUGUUCUGGUCCCCGCCGUUUGUUCUGCAGGUUCUGUGAAGACCCUCCGUGGCAUCGGCAGUGAGGCGGACUCUUGUCAGAGCACAAAGUGCUAUUCAUGCUCCAGAUACUUGAGACACACGGCCAACCCACAGCUCCUCCUUUCAUUUCCUCAGAGUGUAAAUGUCUCAACUAAAAUAAUCACCAAGUCUCCUCAGUAAAACAACUCAUCUGAAAUAAUUAGAGCCUUAAAAGAUGGUCUGAAUUCUAAAUAAUUUUAAAAACCAGGCCGUUGUCGUCCAGCCUGGAGCAGCUUCCAGUGCUCUUGUUUCUGUCCAGUGGCCGGCCGGCUCGUGUUUCAUUCAUUUUGCUUCUCUUGUGCGCUCACAGCCCAGAAGCCCGCUGGACAUAUUUGGUUUCCUCUAAAAACAGAGUUCCUUGUUCACUGAGAUGAUACAAGACAGUGUCUCUGUUGUCGAGCCCGGUCCGGGAUUAUCUCUCGCUUAUCUGGUGCAUUUCAUGAAGGAAGCUGAAGAAGUGGGCCGGCCCGUCGGUGCUGCUCCCUCAGCAGGUGGGCCGGCCCGCAGAGCCACUCGGGAUCUCCCCACCUGCUGCAGAGACGACACAGCGCACGGACGAUGGUGAUUCUAACGCCUUUAAUGAUGCAAAGGACGGCGCUCUUUGUGACCUUUGGAGGUUUGGUCACUUCUCUGACCACCACCUUCCUCCCACUGUGGAAGACGAUGAACUCUGACCUCAACGAAGUGGAGAACUGGUUCUCUGGACUGUGGCACGCCUGCCUCUACACAGAAGAGGUGGGCAUCCAGUGCAAGGCCUUCGAGUCCAUCAUGGGGCUGCCGGCGGACCUGCAGAUCUCCAGGGUGCUCAUGCUGGUGUCCGUGGGCACCGGAGGCUUCGCUCUGCUGCUGGUCUUCCCGGGUCUGGAGGGGGUUGGGAUGUGUGUGGGCCGGCCCGGCCUCAAGAGGAGGCUCCUGGUCCUGGGCGGCGUGCUGGCCUGGGUGUCGGGGCUCAGCACUCUGGCUCCCGUCUCGCUCGUGGCCUACACCACCGUGGUGGAGUUCUGGGACGAGGGUUACCCCGACGUGAUGCCUCGCUGGGAGUGCGGAGAGGCCAUGUUCUCCGGCUGGUUCGGAGGCUUGGCUCUCGUCGUCGGGGGGACUCUCUUCUUCGUCGCCGUGUGCAUGGCGGACUACGACCAGAGGUCAGGAAGGGAGCCGAUCGGCCGGCGGGCCGAGCACAGGACGGAGCACUACCUGAAGACAGAGGUGCUAUAGAGUUCUGAUCGCCACACGGAGCAUCUGCACAUGCAUGUCCUUCACAUGUGAUGACAUCAUGAAAUGGCUUCAGUAACUUCUGACUGACGCCACAGGGCCGCUCCAUGUGCUCCACUUGUUCAUUGAAAGUAAAAGUACCGUUUCCAUCGUCUCUGCUUCUGCUUCAUUAUGAGAUCGUCCUCAUUAAGUUUUCACCAACUAUUAAAGUAAUGUGACA
Pseudoliparis swirei is the source of this 3611-nucleotide messenger RNA. It is a transcript of the gene cldn26, whose product is annotated as claudin 26. The transcript has a single exon. Gene Ontology annotation, biological process: bicellular tight junction assembly; cell adhesion. Bases 2738 to 3394 code for a protein of 218 amino acids. NCBI's taxonomy places the organism in Eukaryota, Metazoa, Chordata, Actinopteri, Perciformes, Liparidae. Gene Ontology annotation, cellular component: plasma membrane; bicellular tight junction. The record is from RefSeq and is a predicted model, not a curated record. Gene Ontology annotation, molecular function: structural molecule activity.